AUGAAGUUGACACCAAGGGAGGUGGAGAAGUUAGCCUUGCACGGCGCGGGGCACCUGGCUCAGAAGCGCCUAGCUCGGGGCCUGCGCCUCAACUAUACCGAGGCAGUGGCUCUCAUCGCGACGCAGGUGAACGACUUAGCCUGCCGAGCGUCCGAUCUGGAAUCCUUAUAACUGUCUUUACGAUGCUGUCACUGAGAUUAUAAAGUUUUGUGGCAAUUUUAGAUUCCAUAUUAAAUGCGUGGGAGAUCCAGUUUUUUGUUGUCUUUUCCUGUUUAUAAUAUGGAAUUCAGUUUUUCGCCGGAGGAAAAUAACUUCCAAUUUUUCUCGUAAUGGAAAGUUUUAUACUUUUCGGCCUGAGGUAUGUUUUAAGGUGCUCCACGUGCCCACGUAAGGUCUAAAACCGCGUCUAGAGAGAUUAAGCUGAAAUUUUUUGGGAUGCUGUUAUGUCGUCAUGAACUUUUAUGAUGAAUGAGAAAUCAAUAUAACUCAAAGAAGUGACAGCACGAAGGAAUUGGGCCGUGAAGAUGAAAGUGGUUCUAGAAAUCGUGGGGAGGUGAAAGAAGGAAUAAUAAAUAAGGCAUACUUUAGUUAGAAAGCAUCAAAAGAUGACUGCACAUAAUAGUAGAUAGAUUUGUGGGAAGAUGGCCUGAGAUACAGACGAUGAUCCUGAAGAGUCGAACAGAAGUAGAAAAUGUCGUGUUUUUUCCUUUCACAUUGGCAUAUUGUGGAUUACCUUGCUUCAUUUGUUUCUUCUUGAUGGUAAAAAAAUUCCCUAGAGGUGGGAUUAAAACCUUGCAGUAAAUGCAUCAACAGCCAGAGCUUAUUAUAUCACUGGUAGAUUGUUAAAUUAGGAUGAAAUGGCAGCAUCCUUGAUGAAAAUUGGUUCAAAUCCGGACGGAAACCUUUUUUUCAUGAAUAGUGUCUUCCAAUUUAUUUUCUUGGGUAAUUUCUGGUGUUCGUUUAGCAAGACAAUAAUCCAUGUUACCUUGAUUGUUUGUGUACAUAUUUCCUCUCCCUUCGGACUUUUCUGUACUCUCCUUCAGGUUUUCUUUUGAAAUUGCUUCUUGUGAAAAUUUUAUAAAGCCAUCAAAAGAUAGUUCAAAGAAUUGGAAUCAAUAUGACACUGCUGUCUUCUGCUCUUUUUCCACGUUAUGAAUUAUAGAUUUUGGAGUUCGUUCGCGAUGGAGACAAGUCUGUGGCUGAACUAAUGGAUAUUGGAAAACAGCUUCUGGGAAGGUAAGAUAUUUAGUGAGAUAACUUCUAUGUUAAUGUACAUGAAAAGUCUCCAUUCCUACAAGAACCAUCGAAAGUAAGACCUCCUGAAUCAAGAGUGCUAGAAGUUAAAAACUUAAUACGGUCAUUAAUGCAUUCCAUUUUCUUGUCUACGUACAUAUUUUCUACUCCAUAUGAUCAUUUUCUCGGUAAUUAAGACAUCUUGGUAUGCACUUAUGUUUGCGUAUGCUGAAACAACUACUUGUGAAUUAUAUUAAAUGAUAUUUUCAACAUGUCCCUAAACUAGAGACGUAAUAUGGAAGGGAAUGAGGGAGGUGGUUGAAAAUAACCAACUAUUGUACAUCUACAGUUGUUUUGAAAUAACUACUGAUAGCCUCCAUCCGUAGACCCAUAAACAUCUACAAUAGUCAUAGAUGAUAUACUUCCGCCUGAGUGAAUUAUUGAUUUUUUUUAUUUUUUUUUAUUUAUUCCGUGUAUCACCAUUGAAAUGUCUCGAUCAACAUAACUCGCAUAGGCCUCAUUUCAGUGUUCCUAUUCCUAGUCAACGCCUAUCUCUGGGUCAACUCUUCCGCUAUUAGCCUACAACUAAUGGAAUAGACUGAGGAAGACGACUGGAAAAAGAUCUAUUAUUCUUCCAUAUCUUUCUUAGGUAAAUCUUGGGAUUUGAGCCCCAGGUCGGCACCUGGUCACAGGGAAUGAAUGUGUUGUAGUUUUGGGAAAAAUUAUUAAUAUUGAAAAUCAUGUAACUCACUCUAUGCGAGCUGUAUUGAGCAAGAUCAACACCUAUAUUAAACCCGAAUAAUUUCAACCUUGCCCGGUUUUUAAUACUCAGCUUAAACUUUUUAUUAUGAUUUUUUGGACUCUAUUUAUUAGUGUUAUAAAAUUGAUGAUAAGUUAUCUCUUUCUUUAUUUCUCGUAAUUCCUACCCAUAUUUUCUUGUUAAUGCCAGGCGGCAAGUUCUUCGGGCAGUCCCAUACCUUCUGGACAUGGUUCAGGUAAUUUUUUUAUUUUUUAUUUUCUGCUGUCCCAGUUUUAAACACUUUCAAUGAAAACACGGCGAAGGAAACUGAUCUAUCGACUGCAACAAGCAAACGAUAAUGUGACUGAAUGAGGGGAAUGACAAGUAUUUCCAUCAUACUUUGACCUCAGUUUGAUUCUGUGUUCUUUUUAUGUGGGUAUACCUCGGAACAUAGAACAGCAUAUUACUUGAUGCGUAAUAGUCUUUCUCAUGUGCACCUCACAUCCGGAUCUAUGACUUUUUUUUAUUAUCGUCCAUAACUUGCCAAUGUUUCUCUUUCGUCUAUUUUUGGGUCCUCUAAAAUUGAUGAUAGUGGAGAGAAGAUUUGUACAACGAAGAGUAUAUUUACCCUUUUCGUGCACUUUAUAACGUCUUUUCUGACCUAACUAUAUAUUUUUUUUCACGCAUUUUCUUUUAACCUUGUCACGACCUGUAUUUAUUUUCCAUUUGAGAAUCAGGUUGAGGGAACCUUCCGUGAUGGCACGAAGUUAAUCACCGUCCACAAUGCAAUUGCGAGUGACGAUGGUCAGCUGGAGCUAGCUUUGCAUGGUUCCUUUCUUCCAGGUGGGAAAUGCCUACUAGGAAGAAUGCUUAAUUCUAGCGACUUUUCGCUGCAACUGCAGUGCAAGGUCUGCUUGUAGUUCGCCUGCAAACGUUUAGUUUCAUUGGGAGAACCAUGAUCUGUGCCUUGGAAACUUAUGGGAGCACAGUAGGAAAAUAUUAUUUAUUCUGUCAUAAGUUGCAUAAAUAGUGACAAUGAAUUGUAAAUUUUUUUUUCGUGAUUCCUAAAGUAUUAUCUUUGAAAGGAGGAAGAGGAAAGUGUAAAUGCAUCUUUAUGUAUUCCGUUUCUUGUCAUUAUUGGUUAUUAGAUAGGUCUUCUCCUCAAGUGGCGUCGUAUGGCCCACUGAAUGUUUGACUAGCAAAUUGGAGUCGGGUCAGAUAUUGCUCUGACUAGCAAAAAACCUGUGUCAUACCGGGGAUAUCCCCAUUCACACUCCUAUAGAGAAAAAAAAGAAACUGUGAAAAGAAGAAAAGAGAAUGCUACACAUUUCUUCUCUAUACUUCUCAUCAAGGAUCAGACCACUUGAUUAUGGAUUAGCCCUUUGAGCAGUUUUUUUACCAUCUGUGCUAUGGCUCUCUAGAUUUGGUCCAUCUCAAUGUGACACAGUAGUGUCCACCAUUUUAAUACUAAUUACGAGAAAUUAAUUCGAUCAUCAGAAUGAUUAAAGGGAAUUCCCCACAAAUUAGCACACCGUUUGAACAUAAUCGACAACAUGGGAAUUUUCCCAAUUUUUGACGCAAGCUGUACUUGGUAUAGCGCCACUACGAACAUUCCGAUUAUUUGAUUGUGUAUUUUCUGGACUUGGCUCGGUUUUUUUCCAUCUGUCAUCUGUUCUAUACCUUUGUUAUAGUUCCUCAGAAUUGACUUGGCUUGAUCCGAAUCUAGGCAUACCGUAGUCCCAAAUUUUCUUUCGAAUUCCACAUUUUAACACUUACCAAGGAAAAAAGGCAUUCAACCGUGAGAAAGGGCAGAGUCCAUUCACGUGAGACUAAACUGUGUCAUAUGUUAUGGCACUAUCGACUUUAAUGCAUAUGCAAGGCCUGUUCUCACAUUAAUUACACUGUUAUACAUCUGUAUUUUAUCAUUUGGAAGGUCCUGCGAUAUAGUGAAUUCUCUAUUGCGUUUCCUUCUCUAUAAAAUAUGUUGUGACCAUAUCGUAGUUUAAUUUCAGUCUGCUGAAGUAUUGUUGCUUCAAUUAUGCAGUUCCAGCACUUGAGAAGUUUUUGGGAAAUGAUCCCGAUGAUUUUCCUGGUGAAUUGAUUUGUGGGGAUGGAAAUAUCACGCUUAAUUUGGGAAGAAAAGCCGUUGUACUUAGAGUUGUUAACAUGGCAGACAGGCCCGUUCAGGUAUACUGCUUAUUUUAUAUUUCCAUCUCUCCUAUUUGCUUACAUCUUAUGGUAGAUUCCUACAUCAUGAUCAUGCUUCAGGCAUGUUCUUAUGUACAUAAUAUAGAAUUGAAUUCCCUCUAAGAAUGCCAAGUUAGAGAUAUCGAUGAUGAAUAUUGUAUUGCCAAAGAAAAUUUGUAAAUGCUGUAUGACGGAACUCCAUUCGGAGUAAAAUUCUGAAACAGGUUUCAUUUAUUAUUUUGUUAAUAAUGUUUAUUUUUCGUCCAUAUCCAUAUAUCAAUUAUCAUAUUCUUUUUUUUUUCAGAUAGGGAGCCACUAUCACUUUGUUGAGGUGAACCCUUACUUGGUUUUUGAUAGAAAGAGAGCCUGUGGCAUGAGGUUAAAUAUACCAGCAGGAACAGCUACUCGGUUCGAGGUAGGAACAGCUACUUGGUUAUUCCUAUCAAUGGAUUUUUUAGCACAUUCCAUUUUUGGGUUCCUUUUUGUUUCUCUGAUUAGAACAUUCUUUCGUGGAUUUAUAUCCUUUCUGUAAAAUCCUACUACCAGAAUCACAACAUGGCAUUUUUUUUUGUGGAUCUGCGUAUGUUGACCGAUUGCAAAAUGUGGUGCAUUAAAAGCCAUUAUAAUCCGUGAGAGUUAUGAAGUAAUUUUACGUAACUGAUGUCUUAUAUUCUGAACAUAAAAAUUGGAGAAUCAUUAAGGCAGCUCCUCGGCCUGUCUAAGAUCUCGGGUUGAGAUGAGAACCAUCAAAGGUCUGAAAUUUUUUGAGAAAGGAUUCACAAUUUCUCAUGAUUUAAAACGAGGAAAUUUGGAUGAGGAGUACAUCCCGUAGAUAAUGACGUAGACACAACCAUAAUAUUUUUCUUCUCUUUAUUUCACAUUUUUGUAGAUCAGAAUCUGUCACUUCUGCUGAAAUUAGGAAAACAAGGUCCAUGUAGCUCGGAUAUGUUAAAAAGAUGCUGUGAUCAAUCAUAACGAUUUGUUAAGGCUGACAUCAUAGCGACUUGUUAAGGACUGUGUACUCCAUUUUGAUUCGGUGUUGGUUAUUUUAUACCCAAUGAAGAAUAUUCCCCUCCAAGAUCUUCACGUAUGUCAUAUUUCCUUGAUUUGAAAGCCAACAUGCUUUCUAUUAGAGGAUUGCAAUUACAUUGUCAGUUUAUCUGAUAUUUUCCCCAUAUGAUCGCCCAUGGUGCGUGACAGAUUGUACUUCAUAGUAGGAUUUGAUUCUGAGGCUUUGAAUUCAUAGCGUCCUACAAACAGCCUCUCAUAUACACAUUCGUUUCCCCACUGAUCAACCAUUUUUCAUCAAGAAGGAAGAGAAGGGAAAGUCAUGCUAUGCCAUGAGCAUAUUUUAAAGACCUCAAGAUGUGAUGAUGGAUGCUUGGUACAUAAUAUGACAGUAAUGUUGAAAACUUUCACUUUGUAAAACAAGUUUUGGACUUGUCAUAUAGUGUUAGUGUUGGAUCCUGAUGAAUUGCCUCUGAAUAGAAAAUUAGAGAUGUUGUAAUUGGAGUUAUUAAUAUCACCUCUCUUCUCCCAAGAGGAUGUAAAUCAUUUAGUUACUGCUGGUUUUCCUCAGUGGCAUAAACAAGAUUACCAUAGUUUCAUGAAUUAAAUGAUACAAUUGAUUAGAUAAUUUUCGCGAUCAGCAUUAUCUUAUGUAAAUCGUGUGCACUACUAGAAACUCUGAAUUCAGGUAGUUCGAACAAGAGCCCAUAAAAACCUGUCUCAGAUGCAUAAGCUGCGAGAUGGAUAAUUGGAUAAAGACUGGACGCCAAUGCUAUUACCGUUGAUAUUUGGGAAGGAUUAUUUUUUAAUACUUUUUUUCUUAGCUGGUGUUUUGUUCUUAUGUUCUUAAUUUAUAUUUCCAUAAUAUAAUCGCCUUUUUUCAUGAUUUUCUUAGCUGAUUAACGAUCUAUCUGUCAGACUUGUUCUCAAGUUUUUAUGCAGUACUUUCUUUUGGUGAAAACUAUUCAGUCUGUAUUCUCAAUUUUUUAAUUCAUACGUUAUUUUUUUUGCUAAUAUCUGGUGAAUGUUCCCAUUGAUACUAAAAGCCUGGAGAAGCGAAAAACGUAACUCUUGUCAGCAUUGGCGGGAAGAAGGUGAUUAGGGGUGGAAACAGCAUUGUGGAUGGUCCUGUUAAUGCAGUUCAGAUUGAAAGUAUUAUGGAAGCUGUGCGUGCCAACGGAUUUGGACAUGAAGAAUACCCUGAAGCCAGGUUUGAUUUCUUCAUGGGUGUCGCUAAAUAUCCAGUUUCUAUGCAUUUAAUUUAAAAUAUUUUAAAAAGGACACUUGUAGUGUUCAGUGUACGCUCUUUGUGUACUAAAUUUCUUGUUUGUUUGUUCCAGUGAAGGCAUUGUCGCAGACAACUCCCCUUUUAGCGUGAAAGUUUCUCACGAGUCAUAUGCCAACAUGUAUGGGCCUACUGUUGGUGAUAAGAUACGGCUUGGUGAUACGGACUUGUACGCUGAAAUUGAAAGGGAUUUUGCAAUUUAUGGUGAUGAAUGCGUAUUUGGAGGCGGAAAAGUUCUCCGUGAUGGAAUGGGACAGGCUACUGGUUAUCAUCCUUCCCUGUGCUUAGAUACCGUCAUAACAAAUGCAGUGAUCAUUGACUACACAGGAAUAUACAAAGCAGAUAUUGGUAUUAAAGGAGGAAUCAUCUUUGCCAUUGGUAAAGCAGGCAAUCCUGACGUGAUGGAUGGCGUUCAUGAUGGCAUGAUAAUAGGAGUGAGUUAUUAUACUUCAAUGAUGUUACUGUCAAGUUGCAUCUUGAAUGUUCUUUCUAUCUGAUGCUCGUUUUAUAUCUUCAAGCACAGGUCAAUACUGAAGUCAUUGCUGGCGAAGGCAUGAUUGUCACAGCAGGGGGCAUUGAUUGUCACGUACACUUUAUAUGCCCUCAGCUGGCUCAGGAGGCAAUUUCAAGCGGUAAGAAUAUUGUAAAAUACUAAUUUUCAAAUUUUAUUCUUCCUCAUGCAACGUUGUGGAUUUUUUUGGAUACUCUUACUUUCCUAGAUUUCCAAGGAUUAUCUACUUUUUGACGACCUUGGCAACACACUAAAAAUUCACAAUGACUGUAGAGGUGAAUUCCUUUGUAGGGGGCAAAGUAUUGUCCCUACUCUUUAAUCCACACUAAUUAGAUCAAAAUCUGCGUGGAGGAUGCUCUUAAUAAAAUCUUGAUGCAUAAGUCUCAGCUGGCUCAAUGAGAAACUUCACCAGGGAACUCGAUUCUUGCUUGACUGCCUCUCCGGAUUAUUGUACUUUAUUGACAGUGAAUUUUCGAUCAGUCUUCGUAGGAUUAAUUGGUGUGCUUCGGUUAUUGAUGAUAUAUCAUAUAGAAUUGGCCAAUUUCAUCGUGGAUCAGAAUUUAUCCCAUCUGACCCAGUUUCAGGGGAGAAAUCCAAUCCCAAUAUGCUGUGCAUAUGAAAGUGGGCUUUAAUUCCAGAAUAAUUUGAUCCCUUGCUAAUUACUGAACGAUUUUGAUCUAAGCCAGAUCAGAUUGGUUCCAACUAAUUCAGGUCUGAAAUCUGACUCUGUUGAUCAAAAUUGAUAGGUGUUACACAGAAUUCCAGGAAUUAUACGGUAAACAUGCCUAGACGUCUCGCUUCUUCUUUCGAUUAUGUUCCUUGUAUCAUCCUUAUUUCUUUCAUGGUGAGUGGGUAUGUCGACACGUAAUGUUCUUUUCUGGGGGUAUGAAAUAAAAGGAUAAAUGCCUGCCUGAGGUUUAUCUAUGUUUUGCUUAAAAAAAUUCUAGCCAAAUAUAUAAUCCAUAUUUUCGUCCUAUAUAUUAUUCUAUGUCAGGCAUUUGGAUGUACUUGGGAUAUUCACAAAAUCGCUACGAGCAUAUUUAGUUUCUAGAGAAACACGUCAUAGAUUUUUUUCGUCUGAUUUUCUGUCGGUAAAUGGAAAUAGAUUUGGUUCUCAUUAUUAUACGUGAUAUGCGCUUAUUAUUAUGUUGAUGUUUUAAAUUAUUGUCGGUUUUACAUUACAGACUGAUUAGUUUGCUCUUUCUUAGUGUUAAAGCUCAGAAGAGUUGAAAUAUUGUUCGUAUCUCAAUUCAUAUGCAUAUCUUCGUCAAAGUCUUGUGUUUUUAUGCAUACAUGGUGGUUCAUCUUAGCUGGUCGGCUGUCAUGUUUAGGGGUAUCAUUUUCCUGUUGAUAAAAGUAUAUAUUAUUUAAAUCUAGGCUGCAGCUUAAAUUCUCCUUGAAGGUAUCCUCAAUGAAAUUCUCUUUGAAGGUAUCACGACACUAGUGGGAGGCGGGACAGGACCGGCAGAUGGAACUCGUGCAACAACUUGUACACCUGCACCAUUCCACAUGCAAAUGAUGCUGCAGUCAACCGAUGAACUGCCUAUAAAUAUUGGCUUCACGGGCAAGGUAUUAUUAUGUUAAACGCACAUAUUUUGCAAGUAGUUCGAUUAUCGAAUUGCUCGCCAUCAUUUUGGUUCUCUAUUUUGCCCUUUUCCAAGAAAGAGGCUUUGUUUUUUAUCAAAAUUAAUUCUUACUGAAAAAAAGAGAAACUUUCUUCAUCAGAGGAAAGAAAAAGCACCUUACUGUUCAGUGUAUGGAGUGGUUAUUUCCGAACUGCAGCGCAUUUCUUGUUACCGGGGUUCUUCUGAGGGAAAGAUUGGAGGAUCUAACGAUUCCGGUCUUCUUGUGUAGUAAUUAUUUUCCAUUUUCCCUGGCUAAUCAGGGAAACAGUUCUAAACCUGAUGGUUUAACCGAAAUCAUAGAGUCUGGGGCAAUGGGCCUGAAACUGCAUGAAGAUUGGGGGAGCACCCCUUCUGCAAUCGAUAAAUGUUUGGAAGUGGCAGACACUUUUGAUAUUCAGGUAAUGAUCUAUACCUGGGCGUCCUUGUUCUUCAUUCAUAUUACAUAGUUUUUAAUCCUCUUUUGCGAUGCUAAAAUUCACCUAACACAGGUGAAUAUUCAUACUGAUACUUUGAAUGAAUCUGGAUGUGUGGAACAUACAAUUGCUGCAUUCAAAGGAAGAACAAUACAUACUUAUCACAGGUAUUCCUGCAUCCCAUCUUUUUCCCCCAAAAAUAUUGAUAGAAAGCUCCUGACAUUGUUCAACCAUGGUCUGGAUGAACUCAAGAGCACGAUUUCAUGGCUUCUGCUUUCAUGCUUCCAUCUUAUUACAGCUUCUGUUGUUGGCACCUGUCGAUCCCAGUUUUCUCGAAUAUUUUUACCAAGCUCUACGCGCUAUCAAUCAUUGCUGAUCGAAUUUCCCAUUUUAUUGGUGAUUUAUUAUUUUAUCAUUGGCUAUAUACCAUAUACAACAGUAUUAGAUGAAAGUCGAUUUAACAGUAGAUGUUGCGGUGUGUGGCGUUGACCAAAUGGGUGUUAUUCCUCAGUUUAUAAUAUAAUCAGAAGGCCUGAACCAAUGCUGAUCGUCUACAUAUAAUUUAUACCCACACGUAUAUUACUGAGGAUUGCUGCAUCCGGGUGUCUUCACAGUGAAGGUGCAGGUGGCGGGCAUGCUCCAGAUAUCAUCAAAGUCUGCGGGGUGAAGAAUGUCUUACCUUCAUCGACAAAUCCAACACGGCCUUUUACAAAGAAUACUGUAGAUGAGCACCUCGACAUGCUGGUAGGCAGAAUGAGCCCCCCCCCUUAAUUCUUCCAGGUCAAUCUUCUAGCAUAAAACUUUGACUCACAUCGCUUGCAGCUGGUCUGCCACCACCUUGACCGAGACAUCCCCGAGGAUGUGGCAUUUGCCGAAUCACGAAUACGAGCAGAAACCAUUGCGGCAGAAGAUAUCUUGCACGAUAUGGGAGCAAUCAGCAUCAUUUCAUCUGAUUCCCAAGCUAUGGGCCGCAUUGGAGAGGUUUCCUCCUCUUAGCACUUGGCAUGCCUUCAGAUAUUCUUUGCUUUAUAUCUUUACUCAUGGAUUUAUCAGAUACUGGUGACGAUGAAAGGUUUUUAUUUGAUGUGGUGGCAACAUCCAGGAAUCACAGCCCAAAUGAUCUGUUUCUCAGGUUAUAACGAGGACAUGGCAAACUGCUCAUAAGAUGAAGCUGCAGAGGGGGAGAUCAGUCGAACCUCCAUCCUCCGACAAUGACAACUUCAGGAUCAGGAGGUACGUCGCCAAGUACACAAUAAACCCAGCAAUAGCGAACGGAUUCUCCGAACUCGUCGGCUCGGUCGAGGUGCACAAAUCUCCCUCCCUUCUUUCUCUUCCACGAUAUCAAAUCACGCCUCUUCCAUCGCACUCAGUCCGUCGAACACCUGCUCCAGGCCGGAAAAUUCGCAGAUCUCGUCAUGUGGAAGCCUUCUUUCUUCGGUGCCAAGCCGGAAAUGGUGAUCAAGGGCGGCGUCAUUGCAUGGGCAAACAUGGGAGACCCCAACGCCAGCAUCCCCACCCCCGAGCCGGUGCCACCAUCAUCAACUUCCCUCCCUCCUCUUUCCCCAGCCGUUCUUCAGAGCCUGAUCCUUCCACAAACUCGCAGGUGAUAAUGAGGCCCAUGUUUGGCGCGUUCGGCAGUGCGGCGAGCGCGAGCUCCAUAGCCUUUGUGAGCAAGGCAAGUCUCAUCUCCUGCCCUCUUUCCUCCUUCGUCCACUCCAUUCAUCUGGGUUAUGGGCGAGGGAUCGUCUAAAGCUGUGUCCUUUGCUGCUCUGUGGCAGGCUGCGAAGGAGGCCGGUGUUGCGGCAAGGUACGGGCUGAAGAAGAGGGUGGAGGCCGUCGGCGGCGUGCGGGGCCUCACGAAGCUGGACAUGAAGCUGAACGACGCCCUGCCGAAGAUUGAGGUCGACCCCGAGGCGUACACCGUGACCGCCGACGGCGAGGUCCUGAGCUGCGCCCCGGUGAGCUCCGUCCCCCUCUCCAGAAAUUACUUCCUGUUCUAG
Molecule: messenger RNA, 11001 nt
Organism: Spirodela intermedia
Lineage: Eukaryota; Viridiplantae; Streptophyta; Magnoliopsida; Alismatales; Araceae
Source: the annotation of a GenBank genome assembly